Hypanus sabinus (Atlantic stingray) is the source of this 1713-nucleotide messenger RNA. Its product is annotated as thyrotropin-releasing hormone receptor-like. Gene Ontology annotation, biological process: phospholipase C-activating G protein-coupled receptor signaling pathway. The transcript has 3 exons. Lineage: Eukaryota; Metazoa; Chordata; Chondrichthyes; Myliobatiformes; Dasyatidae. Gene Ontology annotation, cellular component: membrane. Bases 155 to 1363 code for a protein of 402 amino acids. Gene Ontology annotation, molecular function: thyrotropin-releasing hormone receptor activity. The record is from RefSeq and is a predicted model, not a curated record.
UGACAGUUUACCGCUGCCGCACGCCUGUGGCAAACCACUUCACCAAGAAAUCCGAGGCAGACAUUCGAUCAACAUUGGCUUCUCACGAAGGUUCGGCAGCGCAAUGAGUCCUCGGACCUAACGAAGCUUGCAGCAAGAGAAGGUGUUCGUAACCAUGGAGAAUCUAACAAGUAUGAUGGAGUUUGUAAACAACUCAGUGAACCAGACAGAGGGCAUGAAGCCGAUGCCCUGGAAUCCUCUCGACUACCAGGUGGUCACGUUGCUGUUGGUCCUGUUGAUCUGUGGCGUGGGAAUAGCUGGCAACGUCAUGGUGGUACUCGUGGUGCUGAAGACCAAGCACAUGAGAACCCCUACUAACUGCUACCUGGUGAGCCUGGCUAUCGCAGACCUGGUUGUGCUCCUGGCUGCCGGUCUGCCCAAUAUCACCGAGAGUGUGGCUGCCUCUUGGGUCUAUGGAUACGUGGGAUGCCUCUGUAUCACCUACCUUCAGUACCUAGGCAUCAACGCGUCCUCGUGUUCCAUCACCGCCUUUACCAUAGAGCGGUACAUUGCAAUCUGCCAUCCCAUCAAAGCUCAGUUCAUCUGCACUGUGUCCAGAGCGAAGAAAAUAAUCGCAUUUGUAUGGGUCUUCACUUCAGUAUAUUGCGUGAUGUGGUUCUUUUUACUGGAUAUCAAGCAGAUUCCACAUGCCGAUGGCGUUGAGGUGGUCUGUGAUUAUAAAGUGUCCAGAAACCACUACUUGCCCAUCUACUUCCUGGACUUCACUAUGUUCUACGUGAUACCGCUGUUGGUGGCCACGGUGCUUUAUGGUCUCAUUGCUCGGAUCCUGAUUCUGAAUCCCAUUCCCAACACCCCGCAGGACACCGCCAAUAAUUCCAUUCACAAGGGACGCUCCAAUACCAUCAAGACGUCGGGUGGCCGCAGCAAGAGUGCUCAGUCUUCAAGGAAGCAGGUCACACAAAUGCUGGCAGUGGUGGUUAUUCUAUUUGCACUCCUGUGGAUGCCCUACCGAACCUUGGUGGUGGUCAACUCUUUCAUGAAUGCACCCUACUUGAACGUCUGGUUUCUACUGUUCUGCAGGAUGGGUAUUUAUCUAAACAGCGCCAUCAAUCCUAUCAUUUACAACCUAAUGUCUCAGAAGUUUCGAGCUGCCUUCAAAAAACUAUGCACAUGCAAACAGACACAGGUGGAGAAAUCUACUACCUAUAAUAUGCCUGUUUACUACAAUGUGAUGAAAGAUAUGUCACUUGAAAGUCCUGAUGAUGAUCUAACAGAGCAGGAGGAUAUCAAUGGAUAUCCCAUUUCUAACAAAGAGAUGCAGUUUAAUAAUUCCAGAAGUGACAGAUCAUUUAAAGUGGCCUGAAGCAGUAAUGUUCAUCUCAAAACCAAUAUGAAAAAAUGAAAAGCUUAUUUGCCUAGAAUAUGUUAUAAAUUAUUCAUCGUUUCCCCUUUGUUGCAUGUGUAAAAUAUUUUUGUAUAGAAUGUUAAUUCCUUGAUGUUUUUAAAAUAAGCAAAUACACUCCGGAAAAUUAUUCUAUUCACCUUCAGGCAAGAGUUGUGAUUUAAAUGACAACAAAUCUGAACGUUGAUUUUACACUUGAAAAUAAAAACUGCUGUAUUAUGACCAUCUGCCUUUAAUAGAUAAGGAGAAGGAACCAUUAUGAUUGUACACAAUCAAAAACAAAAGAAUAUCUGUAGAUAUUGGAAAUCUGA